Messenger RNA from Hydra vulgaris (swiftwater hydra), 524 nucleotides. NCBI's taxonomy places the organism in Eukaryota, Metazoa, Cnidaria, Hydrozoa, Anthoathecata, Hydridae. The record is from RefSeq and is a predicted model, not a curated record.
UUAGAUUUCUCAUAGUUGCAGUAUCAUCGAAAAAGACGUUAUGUUUCCUUACAUGGUUUUAAUACUAUUUUUCCUGCGAGUUACAAUAGCCGAUGUAGGAGCCAAUGGCAUACCUUUAAGUUGUAACGGAUCUCAACCAGCAGUAAGAAUAAACGGUAUACUUAUGAGAAGCCAGGCAUGCGAUGUAAAAUCAGAGCGAAAUUUCAUUGGUUGCAAUAAAGAUAUGUUACAAGAUUCAAUAUUGAGAGCGUGUCCAACUACAGUGGCGUGUUAUCCGAUAUUCAACCUUCUUCAGGAAUUAGCGAGUAAAGCUAUCGAAAAUGCACAAAAAAGAAAAUUAUUUUUAAAAUACUCCGAACAGGCUGCUAAAAUGAUAUUUGACAUACGUGGCGACGAGUAAAUCGCAUUGUUUGUAAAAGCUGAUUCUAACGUUAAAUACGUCUGAACAUUAAAAAUCAUAUGCUAUAUUCUUUUUUAUUCUAUGUAAACGAUAUUUUUAUCAAAAACGUAUUCUUUCCAAUUUA